Molecule: messenger RNA, 1031 nt
Organism: Nerophis lumbriciformis (worm pipefish)
Lineage: Eukaryota; Metazoa; Chordata; Actinopteri; Syngnathiformes; Syngnathidae
Gene: lsm4
Product: LSM4 homolog, U6 small nuclear RNA and mRNA degradation associated
Biological process (GO): nuclear-transcribed mRNA catabolic process; mRNA splicing, via spliceosome
Molecular function (GO): RNA binding
Source: RefSeq, a predicted model, not a curated record
GGGAAGCAGCUAACAACAUUCGCCUGAACAUUAUUUCAAGAAGAAGAAAACGAAGGCAAGGCUUUGUAGCGUGCGAAAGGCUACUCCAAACAACAUUGAAAUAGUAAAGAUUAUCCGUCAAAAAUGCUUCCUUUGUCACUGCUGAAGACGGCCCAGAACCAUCCAAUGCUGGUGGAGCUGAAGAAUGGAGAGACGUAUAACGGCCACCUGGUCAGCUGCGACAACUGGAUGAACAUCAACUUGAGAGAAGUCAUCUGUACCUCUCGGGAUGGUGACAAGUUCUGGAGGAUGCCUGAGUGCUACAUCCGAGGAAGUACCAUUAAGUAUCUGCGAAUCCCAGACGAGAUCAUUGACAUGGUGAAGGAGGAGGUGGUUUCCAAGGGUCGAGGAAGGGGAGGCGCCCAGCAGAACAAACAGCAGGGCAAAGGAAGAGGAGCAGGAGGCCGUGGUGUGUUUGGGGGCCGCGGUCGAGGAAUGAGCGGUGCCGGACGAGGUCAGCAGCAGCAGGAAAAGAAACCUGGCAAAGCACAGGGGAUGAAGAACCAACACUAACAUGGUGAAAUAUUAUCAAACGUACAAGGCAAGUUCCUCAGCACUCAAAUAAGAACUGACACUCAAGUGGUCGAGAUUAAACAUGUUGUGCUGAUUUAGGUCUGAUUACAGUGUACCAUUUCCAGCUUGUAGGCAGACAUGGAUCAGAAAUUUGUGUCGUGCGGUACACAGGAAUCGGGUUUUCAUUUCUGCAUGUUCUCAACUUGUGUCUCUUGAGUGUACUUUGCAUGGCACCUGUGCCCUACCUUAGUUUAAUUGAUCUGAAUUUUUUUCCAACUCUGCUCUUUAUUAUUCUGAUAUUUUGUGACAUUUUGUGUUUAUCACGAACACUUGAGUUGAAGCAUUGUACAAUUUGUGUAUAAAAAAGGUUGUUCUUGUAAGGCUGCAAGCCCAACGUGUGUGUUGUGAUCUUUUUUAUGACAAUAGAUGCUGUAAUGUAUGUACACGAGCACAUGGGAAUAAAGGUUGUUUUGUUUAAA